Molecule: messenger RNA, 384 nt
Organism: Phasianus colchicus (ring-necked pheasant)
Lineage: Eukaryota; Metazoa; Chordata; Aves; Galliformes; Phasianidae
Product: olfactory receptor 5J3-like
Biological process (GO): G protein-coupled receptor signaling pathway
Cellular component (GO): membrane
Molecular function (GO): G protein-coupled receptor activity; olfactory receptor activity
Source: RefSeq, a predicted model, not a curated record
GUGUACCUCAUCAGUCUAAUGGGAAAUGUGGGAAUGAUCCUCUUAAUCAACUGCGAACCCAGGCUGCACACCCCCAUGUACUUCUUCCUCAGCCACCUGUCCCUCCUGGACAUCAGCUUCUCCUCCAGCAUCACCCCAAAGUUCCUUCUCAGUGUCCUGACAGGGAGCAGAACCAUCUCCUACAGGGGUUGUCUCGCUCAGUUUUACUUCUACGUCGCCUUUGGCACAGCAGAAGCCUUCCUCCUGGCCGCCAUGGCAUAUGACCGCUACGUGGCCAUCUGCAACCCGCUCCAGUACACACUGGUGAUGUCGCAGGGAUUGUGCCUGCGCCUGGUGGCCGGCUGCUAUGCUGCAGGGGCCCUCAACUCCACCGUGCACACAGUA